AUGAAGGCAACACUGAAAUACUUGGCAGGAAUUGCAGGCCCAAGUGGAUAUGGUUCAAAAUCCACUGCUGAACAAGUAACUCAAGAUUGUUUGUUAUCCAGGCCUUCGCCUCUCACUGCAAUUAUCACUGGGGCUACAUCUGGCAUAGGUGCUGAAACAGCAAAAGUUCUUGCAAAGAGGGGUGUAAGAAUAAUUAUUCCUGCAAGGGAUUUGAAAAAGGCAACUAAAGUGAAGGAAAAUAUACAAAAGGAGUGUCCAAAUGCUGAGAUAAUCUUAUUAGAGAUAGAUUUGAGUUCAUUUGCCUCAAUCCAGAGAUUUUGUUCUGAGUUCUUAUCUUUGGGACUGCCACUUCAUAUCCUCAUAAACAAUGCUGGUAAAUAUUCACAAAAGUUGGAGUUUUCUGAAGACAAAAUUGAGAUGAGUUUUGCCACAAAUUACUUAGGUCAUUUUCUUUUAACAGAAAUGCUGUUAGGAAAAAUGAUAGAGACUGCAUCAGAAACUGGCAUCCAAGGAAGAAUAGUGAACGUGUCUUCUGUAAUUCACAACUGGGUUAAAAGAGAGAACUUUUGCUUCAACAAAAUGCUCAAUCCAAAAAGUUAUAAUGGCACUCUUGCUUAUGCUCAAACUAAACUGGCCAACAUAUUGCAUGCCAAGGAAUUGGCCAAACAGCUCGAGGCAAGAAAAGCAAAUGUUACUAUCAACUCAGUACAUCCAGGAAUUGUGAAAACUGGCAUCAUCAGGGAUCACAAAGGCUUUAUCACAGAUUCAUUAUACUUUAUGGCAUCCAAGUUGCUGAAAUCAACAUCACAGGGUGCAGCGACGACAUGUUAUGUAGCUUUAAGCGGACAGGUGGCAAAGGCGAGUGGCCGGUACUUUGCAGACUGCAAUGAGAGCCAUUGCUCCGCCCUAGCAAAUGAUGAAAUUGAAGCACGUAACUUAUGGAACCAGACACGUGCUUUGAUACACAAACAAUUCGUUCAACCGUGA
This is a messenger RNA of Fraxinus pennsylvanica, 987 nucleotides long. Lineage: Eukaryota; Viridiplantae; Streptophyta; Magnoliopsida; Lamiales; Oleaceae. The record is from the annotation of a GenBank genome assembly.